This is a messenger RNA of Funneliformis mosseae, 168 nucleotides long. The record is from the annotation of a GenBank genome assembly. NCBI's taxonomy places the organism in Eukaryota, Fungi, Glomeromycota, Glomeromycetes, Glomerales, Glomeraceae.
AUGGUUUAUAUGUCUUUAUCACUUAUUAAAAAUAUAAGUAUAGAAAUAAAAAACUUUAUGGCUUUUGUAGCAAGUAGUAUUAAUGAUAAUAGAACUUUUGCAGACUUGCUUAAAGAAGUAUUAAAUAGUACUGAUUUAUCAGAUAUAAAUAUUACAGUUGAUUUUUAA